GUGUCCGGGUCGUUCUCGCCGUUCUCUCCGCAGCCGAUAGCGCCCGCGCUCGCUCCCGCCCCCGGCGCGACACCCGCUUCUGGGAACGGGGCGGCGGCGGCGUCUGCCCGCGGCGAGCGGGGGCCGGCAGCACCCGCUGGGGCUGGGGAGGACCAGCAGGAACGGGGUCUUUUCUCGUUUCCUCACCGCCGGUCUCGGGAGGCGGCGGCGGCCAGGGGAAGCGAGCCCGGGGGGGCCUCGGCUGCGGGCCCCGGCAGCGGGGCGGCCCCGCCCCGAGGCAGGACGAUGCCGGUGAAGAAGAAGAGGAAGUCCUCGGGGGCGGCGGCGGCGGACGACACCGGCCUCAAGAAAUGUAAACUCGGCAGAUCACAAGCGUCUGGUAAAGUAAUAAGUGGAGAGGAACAUUUUUCAAGCAAAAAGUGCCUGGCUUGGUUUUAUGAAUAUGCAGGUCCCGAUGAAGUUGUAGGCCCUGAAGGAAUGGAAAAAUUCUGUGAAGACAUCGGUGUUGAACCUGAAAAUAUUAUUAUGUUAGUUUUAGCCUGGAAACUAGAGGCUGAAAGCAUGGGAUUUUUCACAAAGGAAGAAUGGUUGAAAGGAAUGACCUCAUUACAGUGUGACUGCACAGAAAAAUUACAGAGUAAAUUUGACUUCUUACGGUCACAGUUGAAUGACAUUUCAUCCUUUAAGAAUAUCUACAGAUACGCCUUUGAUUUUGCAAGGGAAAAAGACCAGCGAAGUCUUGAUAUUGAUACUGCAAAGUCCAUGUUAGCUCUUCUGCUCGGAAGAACUUGGCCACUGUUUUCAGUAUUUUAUCAAUAUCUGGAGCAAUCGAAGUAUAGAGUUAUGAACAAGGAUCAGUGGUACAAUGUACUAGAGUUCAGCAGGACUGUCCAUGCAGAUCUUAGCAACUAUGAUGAAGAUGGUGCAUGGCCCGUACUUCUGGAUGAAUUUGUUGAAUGGCAGAAAGUUCGUCAAGCGUCAUAGCAAGAAUUUAAAGGAAAAUGCAAAAUUUUUUUUUGGUGCCCGCCUGUACACAAAGUAAUGAGAAAAACAAAGGAUUGCAUUUUCAUUCAUGAGAAAGACUUUACAGUAAUUUUUUUUUUCCUUUUUUAAGGAGACUUUCUUGUUACAUGUGAUAUGGGCAUUGAACCACACCUCUUCUGAGACUGAAAGUUGGAGUUCUUGUUUUGAGUCUUAUGUUUAUAGCAUUUAUUUCAGAACAAUAAAGAUUCAGAUUUGUGACAAAGGCCUAAAAGUGAA
This is a messenger RNA of Passer domesticus (house sparrow), 1260 nucleotides long. RefSeq names its product defective in cullin neddylation 1 domain containing 5 (gene DCUN1D5). Lineage: Eukaryota; Metazoa; Chordata; Aves; Passeriformes; Passeridae. The transcript has 8 exons. The coding region runs from base 286 to 984 and encodes 232 amino acids. Gene Ontology annotation, molecular function: ubiquitin-like protein binding; cullin family protein binding; ubiquitin conjugating enzyme binding. Gene Ontology annotation, cellular component: ubiquitin ligase complex. Gene Ontology annotation, biological process: protein neddylation. The record is from RefSeq and is a predicted model, not a curated record.